Molecule: messenger RNA, 2298 nt
Organism: Pogonomyrmex barbatus (red harvester ant)
Lineage: Eukaryota; Metazoa; Arthropoda; Insecta; Hymenoptera; Formicidae
Product: actin nucleation-promoting factor WAS
Biological process (GO): actin filament organization
Molecular function (GO): actin binding
Source: RefSeq, a predicted model, not a curated record
AAACGCAGAAAUGCGGAACGUUGAACCGGAUAGAAGGGAAAUGUCAUCAUUAUCGUGAGUCGAAGGUUUUUAUCGUGGACUUGAUAUAUCAGUGUGAAGACAUUUAUCAUCGUGAAAUAUCGAAGAAUUUCGUGAAGAAUUUGGAUUUAAAGUCGUUUCAUUAAUGGUUUAUACAUUUUUGAAUUUCUCGUUUUCUUUUUUUCACUUUUGCUAAAGUGAUAUCGUCAGCUGUAUGAGAUUAUGCGAAUGGUCGAUAGAUCAAAAUAUGUUGAUAUAACGAUGAUGAAGAAAAUAUUUUAGGCGUGAAAAAAGGCGCGGUCUUAGACUGAGUAUAUAUUUGGUUAUGCAACAAUUCUAAUCUUAUUCGAUGAUAAUAUGAAGUCUGGUAAUAUGGAUAAGAACAGGGGUACAAUACUCCUAAAACCGGAAGAAAAUGAACAAAUCUUUCAACUGAUAGGAAAUCGCUGCCAGUGUUUAGCAGCUGGUGUUGUUCAAUUAUAUUUGACUGAAGCUCCUUUACAUAAAGAUUGGAUUAAAAAGAAUACAGGCAUUGUCACUUUGAUAAGAGAUAAUCCAAGACGCAGCUUUUUUUUACGAUUAUAUUGCUUGCAAAGAAAGAUAAUGUUAUGGGAACAUGAAAUCUAUAAUUCAAUGGAUUAUAAAGCACCAAUGUCAUAUUUUCAUACAUUUGAAGCAGAAGAUUGUAUGGCUGCAUUUAACUUUGCAAGCGAAACCGAAGCUAUUACAUUAAGAAACAUACUUCUUGAAAAAUUAAAUGCUAAACGUCAAAGAAAGCAAGAAAGGAGAGUAAAAGAAAUGCAAUCUAGUAGCACUUUGCCUUGGAAAAAUCAAAGUAGCAUAUCACCCUUUACUGUCACAUCAGGUUCAUCAGGUAAUUUAUCAAAUGGUGCACCUGCUACAAUUGGUGUUAAUAGAAGUGCUUCUAGCAAUUCAAUGUAUAAAACAAUGUAUAAAAGGAAAGAAGAUCUCAAACGCAAGUUAACUAAAGAUGAUAUUGGCCUUCCUUCUAAUUUUAGACAUGUGGCACAUUUAGGAUGGGAUGUAAAUAAUAAAGGUUUGGAGUUAGAUUCUGUAGAUUCACAAUUACAACAAUUUUUUAAUAAUGCUGGUGUUUCGGAAUAUGAACUCCAAGAUAAAGGAACUCGGAAAUUUAUUUAUGACUUCAUUGAAAGGAAUGGAGGUAUGAGUGCAGUGCAGGAAGAUAUUCGGCCAUUGGCUAAUGCAAAAAAUAGUAAUCAACCUCCUGCACUGCCACAAAGACAAGAAUAUCCUCCACCUGUUCCAGCACGAACAAUACCUUAUCAAACACGCACUGCUCCGCCUUUACCUCCAAAUCGUUUUAGUACAUCUUCGACAUUACCAAGUGUGCCAUCUAGUUUAUCUCCAAGCACACCUCUAAAUGCGUCUAAUAUUCCACCAGUGCAUAAAACAUUACCAUCGAGACCACCUCCACCAACUAUAACAUCAGCACCAACUCUUCCUCCACCUCCGCCUCCACCAACUCCUCCAAAAAGUACGAACAUUCCUACACCACCUCCUCCACCACCUUUACCAGAUUUAAGUAGUACUAACAGCACAAUGAAUACAAAUGUUACUAAUAAUAAUAAUGAGGAAUCGAUAGUUGAUCUUAGACCCAUGCUUAUGGAAUCUAUUAGAAGCGGGACGACUUUAAAGAAAGUUAAUAAAACAGAAACGAAACCAGCAUUGGUUGAAGAUUCAAGGGGAGAGUUGCUACGACAGAUACGUGAGGGCAUUGAAUUGAAACCUGUUCGAAAUGAAGUAAAACCGAAUACUGCACCUGUAUUCCGUGGUGGCUUAGCCGAUGCUUUAUCUAGAGCUUUGGCUGAACGAUCUCGUGCAAUUCAUAGUGAAAGUGAAGAAUCCACUAGUGAUACCACUGAUGAUGAAUGGAAUGACUAAAUUGGAUUUUAUUAAACAGACUACAGAUGCCCACUAUGCACAUGCUGUUCAUUUUCUGGCAUUAUAUAUUUUUCAAUUAAACAUAAAGUUCAAAUGAAUUCUAUUAAUUUGUAUCGUAACUGUGCAUGUAUAUGUUUACUUCAUAUGAGCAGCUGUUAUGUGACAUAAAGAAAAUUACAUAAAGUAUAUAUUUAAUAUAUAAUUAGUCGUUUCGAAAAAAGUAUAGAAUAAAAUAUUUGCACAACUUGUAACUUUUUAUUCGUGAUCAGUUACGUACAUAUAUAAAAAAAGUCACAAGCUAUCGAAAUGCAAGAUCUUUAAUUGUUAUCCUGUACGACAAAAUGAACAAAAAAAAAA